GUUCCAGGACAUAUUGGUGAAAUUGUCUGCCCAGAGAAGUCAGGAUGGAAUCAUGACAGCAUCUGCAACUUGGUGUCUGGAAGAUGGCAGGACAUAAAGCGACACAAAAUGGUUAAUGAGCAGGAACCAAAAAGCAAGAGCAGAGCGAAUGAAAUUAGGGAUCAUAAGGUGGAAGGAAGCUCCUGCUCAGAUAAAGAAUUUGAUGAGCCAACUGGGAACUAAGCAGGAUUCAAGCAAGCUACAGGAAAAUCUGCAGCAGUUACAACAUUCAACAAAUCAGCUUGCAAAGGAAACGAAUGAAUUGCUGAAGGAACUAGGGUCCCUACCCCUCCCCUUAUCUACUUCAGAACAGCGCCAGCAGAAACUUCAGAAGGAACGCCUCAUGAAUGACUUCUCUGCAGCUUUAAACAGUUUCCAGGCUGUGCAGAGACGGGUAUCUGAAAAGGAAAAGGAGAGCAUUGCCAGAGCAAGAGCUGGGUCUCGUCUUUCUGCAGAGGAGAGGCAAAGAGAAGAGCAGCUCGUCUCGUUUGACAGCCAUGAAGAGUGGAACCAGAUGCAGAGUCAGGAGGAUGAGGUGGCCAUCACCGAACAGGAUCUGGAACUUAUUAAAGAGAGAGAAACGGCAAUUCGACAACUGGAGGCUGACAUUUUGGAUGUCAACCAGAUAUUUAAAGAUUUGGCCAUGAUGAUCCAUGACCAAGGUGAUCUGAUUGAUAGCAUAGAAGCCAAUGUGGAGAGUUCAGAGGUGCAUGUAGAAAGAGCCACUGAUCAGUUACAACGGGCUGCUUACUACCAGAAAAAAUCUCGCAAGAAGAUCUGUAUCCUGGUGCUUGUCCUGUCAAUUAUUGUUGCAGUCCUGAUACUUGUUUUCUGUUUAGUUUAUAAAAACUAAUUGCUUCAGAGCCUUCUCAUGCUGAGCUGUUUUCCAGAGCAAGUACUUAUUGGACUCUUGCCAGAACAAACUGAUCAUAAGAAGAGAGCAUACACCAGAAUGUCCUGUAAUAAUUUAGUUUAAAACUAAGUACUAACUUGUCCUUGGAAUUAGUGACCUAUGGAGACAGUAUUUAUCAAUUUAUGUGUACUCUUUAUUGAUUUUCUUAAAUUAGGAAUUAAUUUAUGUGUAUUUUUCUUUCUCUGGUAUUUUCAUUGCCCUUCAUCCCAAGUGUUCACUGAAAUUUCCACGCUAGAGAUUCUUGUUUUUACUAGGUGACACUCCAGUCUUGUAAUAUUGUCUUUUCAUGUGUAUAUAGAUUUGCCUUUUUACUAGCAACUGAGCUAGAGUUACUUCCUGGCAUCCAGCCUAUUGGAAUCUGCCAGAAACUGUAGAAUAAGCCAGCAAUUUUUAUUAUUUAACAUUUUCAUUUGAAUUUCUAGAAAGCCUAUUCACUAUCUGCUUUGAAAGUUCGCAGUGCACUCGCUGGAAAGUAAGAAAUUGCACAUGUGAUCCAGAUUAAAUGAGAAGUAUCUAUUUGAGGUGGCUAGUUGUUGCAGGUGGAUGUUAAUCUGGUGUAAAGUUUACUUUAUUACCUGCUAGUGUCAGUCACAGCAGUUAAUCUCCAUAUACACUAAACUCUCUUAUUCACUUUUUGAAGAGCCUGAUUUAAUUAGCACUACUAGACUCUCUGGGGUCUCUCCCACCGAUGUGUAUAGUAAGGGAGACUUAGAGAAAGCAUGCUUUUGGAAAGCAAAUAGGAAUUGUUUGGAAUGAUAGAAUAUUUCUGUUGUUGUCCACUUGUGGUCCUACAUUCCUAAUGAAUGGUAAAUGUUGCUGUCAGAGACUGCCCCCCCUCCCGCCAUUAGAGUUGCUGGCACUUGAUGGCAGGAAGAUUUAAAAAGCGAGAUUGAAGUUAGUGUAAAUUUUAGUCCUGGGAACCUGGUGAUAAAGCAAAUAACAGGUUCAUUUUUGUAAAUAAUACUGGUUUUCAAUAGUGAGUGAUAAUUAGAUUUAAUCCUAAUUUAUGAGCAAGAAAUUUCUCCAUACAUAGUUUUAGACAAAAAAAUAAAUAAAAGAUUUCUGUCUUGUAAUAUAAAUGUUGUCCAUUUCCCUUUUUCACUGGUCUAGAACAAUGAAAGGGAAUGUAAAGUCUCUAGGCUCCCAGAUAAAUGUGAAUUAGGCCAACAACUUCAGUUCAACCAGAGUAAAUUAGAGGAUUUGACUAUCUUGGAUAUAUUUUUAUGUACUUCUAGUCCCUUUAAUGUUCCUUAAUUUUCUUGUACUAAUGUGAAUGAUAGGGAAACAAGGGCCUAAAUGUAUAAGUUUCUGGCACCAUUCUAUCACUUAAUUCAAAUAAACAUUUUAAAAAAGUGUGUGUAGUAA
This is a messenger RNA of Erinaceus europaeus (western European hedgehog), 2317 nucleotides long. It is a transcript of the gene STX12, whose product is annotated as syntaxin 12. Lineage: Eukaryota; Metazoa; Chordata; Mammalia; Eulipotyphla; Erinaceidae. Bases 116 to 892 code for a protein of 258 amino acids. Gene Ontology annotation, cellular component: synaptic vesicle; synaptic vesicle membrane; SNARE complex. The transcript has 9 exons. Gene Ontology annotation, biological process: vesicle fusion; intracellular protein transport; vesicle-mediated transport. The record is from RefSeq and is a predicted model, not a curated record. Gene Ontology annotation, molecular function: SNARE binding; SNAP receptor activity.